UUAAUGUAGUAAAUGUCCGAUCGAUAGAGCAUCGCUGUUGAAGUUUUCGAGGGUUUUUUCACUCCCUUGUGAAAGGCCAUGGCGGUGGAAGCGCGGCCGGAGCUGGUUGGGAAGCGGUUCCUGUGUGUAAGCGGAGAGGAGCUGCUUGAGCUCGGGGAGAUCGGGCACUGGGCAUGGCGAGCCGGGGUCAUCCGUGCAGUCAGCCACCGCGACAACGACAAUCCAGAGCUGACGGUUUAUGUGGAGUUUGAUGACCUUGAGUGGGAGAAACGCGAAUGGGUCAAGGUGUAUGAAGACUUCCAAAUCUUUCUGCUGGAACAUCAGCUCGUAUGGGCCAAGAGAAAAGAAGGCAUCCAGCUGCAGGGAACAAAAGCCAAGCAGAUCCAGUGGCCAGCUCUGACGUUCAAGCCGCUGGUGGGGAAGACGGUGCUAGGCUCCAUCACGGCGGUGGAGUUCUUCUCUGACAGGCAGCUGGAUUUCCUGAGCGAUGACGGAGCCUAUCAGCCCUAUCAGGAUGAAGUGGACAGCUUGAGUCCUGUUCUCAGGGACAAUCCACAGCUUCAUGAAGAAGUAAAAGCCUGGGUAAAGAAUCAAAAGGUUCAGGAAAUUUUUAUGCAAGGUCCCUAUUCAUUAAAUGGCUACCGAGUGCGAGUUUACAGGCAAGACUCAGCCACACAGUGGUUUACAGGGAUCAUCACCCAUCACGAUCUCUUCAGCCGCACUAUGGUUGUCAUGAACGACCAGGUACUAGAGCCCCAGAAUGUUGACCCCUCUAUGGUACAGAUGACCUUUUUAGAUGAUGUGGUCCACUCUUUACUGAAAGGAGAGAACAUAGGCAUUACGUCCAGACGCAGGUCCCGCUCCAGUCAGAACAGCAACACUGCCCAUCAGACCACAGGAGGGAGACCAAGCGGCACUACAGGAAGCACUCAGGGUCAUUACACACGCGCCCAGGCCAACAGCCCCAGACCUGUCAUGAACUCAUCUGGCUCUACUCCGAAGCAGGUGGCCCAGGGCCAGCAGCAGGGCCAAUCCCAGCAUGCUCAGCAGCAGCUAUCCCAGCAGCACCAGCAGCAGCAGCAGCAACAGCAACAGCAGCAGGCGUCGCCAGGGCAACAGCGCGGCUCCCGCUCCUCACGUAGGAAGGGCUCAGAUAGCAGCGUUCCCGACGACGAAAAGAUCAAAGAAGAGAGACUGGACAGCAGUGGAGGGAGAGGAGACUUUUCUAAAAACAAAAGCAAGCAGAUGAUGAACAAACGGAGGAAAGCUGACGACGAGGAGAAAAAGGGCGGACUGAAGAGGCUGAAAACAGAAGCCUCAGACUUUUCAGAGAGCAGCGACUCCGAGAACUCCAACAAGAGAAGCAUGGACUCAUCCUCAGAGCACAACUCUGAGAAUGAGUUGAAAGGAAAGAGCACUUCAAAAGCCAGUGAGGAGGAGGAGAAAUCCCAGGGAUCCAAGGGAGGUGUGGAGCCUGCUCUAAUCGGCAGGCUGUCUCCCUGGGAGGAAAUGCAGGCAACUGAUAAAAGCAGUAAGACGGCUGCGGAGGUGCCGCAGUCCGCAGAGAGCGACAGGCCGGGGGAGAGGUCACCUCUGCAGCCCGCUCCGUUGCCUCCCACCCCCUGCACACAGAGCUCUAGUGCUGCUGAGGUCCAGGGCUGCAUUGUGGAGAUGAAAAGCACUGUGAAAACUCUGCCCAAGGACCAUUACAGCACAGGGGCACCCAGAAGCCACACCCCUAAAUGUGUGAUUGACAUCACGGAGGAUGCCAGUACACACCCCAGCUCCAGGGAAAGCUCGGAAGCCGUGUCUGCCUUGCUGGCGUCUCAGAAAUGCGAGGCCUACAUCCCCGAGCCUAGGCAUUUGGUGCUAAACCCCUCUGCCUUGGACUGCAGGAAGCCACCAGAGAGUGAGCAGCAGAUGGCUCGAAGCCUUGGCAGUAAAAUUGAGUUUGCUCACUCAGAAGUCAUAAGACCGGUUACAUCUGUCAGUGAAUCGGCUGCGGUGGCAGAGAGAGAGAAGGUGCAGCAGCAGUACGCCUCCAUUGUGCCCUGCAUUAAGAAUGCCUCCCUUGCCGAGGACAUCAGGAAACCCCACAAACUUAGCCCUUCGCCAGAUGUCGCCAAGUCCAAGUCAAACCCUUCUCCCGACAUCCUCAAGCCUAAGUGCAAUCCUUCACCAGAUGUUAUGAAGUCUAAAACCCACAGUGUUCUGGAAUCAUCCAAACCUAAACCAAAUACAUCACCUGAGGUAUCCAAACACAAAGCACGACAUCCAGACAACCCCUCUCCACAGACAGGCCGCUCUGUGGCUAAAGCAGAGUCUGAUGCUCCCCGCUCCAGCUUCAAACCGGUGCAGGCCAGAGGGACACCGUCAGAAUCCAACAAAAGUCCCCUUAUUAUCGACAAGAACGAGCAUUUCACAGUGUAUCGCGACCCUGCUCUGGUUCGUCCCGAAACGGAAACCAACCACGUGACUUACCUGCACCCUCACCUUCACCCACUUCACGGUUCUUCCCACGCUACCUGCCUGACGCCUAGCUCCCACCACCCCUCUCAUCUCCUCCCUGCCUCCUCCCACCCCUCUGUACAUCACCCACACCUGCUGCCCACUGUGCUGCCAGGUAUGCCCCCGACCUCCCUGCUGGGUGGCCACCCGCGACUGGACUCAGGCGGUCUUGGCCACCUGGGGUUGGCCCACCACCAUCCUCACCAGCAGCAGCAGUUCCUACAACAGCAGCCACCCCCACUUCUGCCUCAGCCCCAUGGAGGAACCUCAUACAACCAGUUGGGCCUCUACCCUAUCAUUUGGCAAUACCCCAAUGGCACCCAUUCCUACCCGCCCGGCCUAGGCUUGCCUGCAUCCAAAUGGGUGCAUCCAGAUAACGCUGUCAACUCUGAUACCACUCUGAGGAGGAACACCCCGAGCCCUUGGCUCCACCAGCACACCCCUGCGACCUCUGCAGAUGGCCUUGGGAUCCUAAGCCACAUCCCUGGAAGGCCCGCUAGUGCUGAUCCCCACCGGCCCAUCAAGAUCAGCACCCACUCCAGCCCGCCACUGUCCAAAACCUCUGGGGAGUUGAACAAGGAAGAGAUUGAGAAGAAGGUAUUUGUGGAUCCGAUUCGUAGCCUACCGCUGACUCACCUGAAACAGGAACAGGACCGCAGCCGGACCCCCAACAACAAAGAACUGCACCGGCUCUACAUGGAGUCACCACAUAGCAAACAGUCCCGUGUACCACAGGAGAGCGGCGACCGUUCCAGCAAGUACAAGGAGGAGAACCGCCGUAUCCUGCAGGAGAGCAUCGAGGUGGCCCCUUUUACCGCUAAGAUCCGCUCAGGUGAACACGACAGGGAGGGCUACCCACGCAUUCCUUCCUUGCCUGCCAACACCCCUCCUAAGAGCUUGCAACCGGACAAGGAUGCCGAUCAUCCAGCAGCGGAGCUAUACAAGUACAAGCAUCCCGUACCCCAGUCUUUGCCACAGAGCAACUAUUUCACCACCAUCUCCAAUAGCGUAGUGAACGAACCACCCCGCCUCUAUCCCUCAAAAGAGUUCAACUCUUACUUUGAAAAGGUCCACGGAGGCACUCAGUCUGCGGUCUCAAGUCCUCUGUCUCUUAGUUCGUACAGUAGUAGUAGCAGCAGCAGCAGCAACAAAUCCUUGUCAAAGCCUCCUCCACUCAUCAAGCACCAACCUGAAGGUGAGGGCCUGGUGGGUAAGAUCACAGAGCAGCUUAGCCAGCAUGUGGCCAUGCACCCACUCAGUACGUCAGCCAACGAGCGCCGUAGCCCAGCCAUCUCACCCUCCAGCCAGCUCAGGUGCAUGCCAGCUCUACACAGGGCACCUGUCUUUCAUCCACCUACUCAGCAGACCCUUGACCGCAAGGAAGGGGGUUACGGUAGACUCUCUCCACCCACGCUUACCCCCAUCCAGCCAGUUAGCUCGGCAGGGAAAGCGUCGGAACAGCAGAAGCCCCCUACCCUCCUACCGGAGUACAGGGAUGCAAAAAGUGGUAUGGAGCUUGGUACGGCUGAGGUGUGGCGAGCUUCUGGCAAUUCGCAAAGCCAUGAGAAAAUGGCAUGGCACUCUGAGAAAAGCCGAGGCAAGCCACAGGCAGCCACAGCAUCUGUUAUUGUGCGCCCAUCAACAUGCAUAAAGUAUGAUGGCUCAUCAGGCCUGAAGCCUGCCAACAAAGAGCCACCCAGCAGCAGACUGUUUGUGGGCAAGUCUCAGACAGACUGCCUCAAAAUUGGUGAGGGCAGGGAACCUGGAAGAGUAAUACAGCCAAAUACAAACUUGGAUGAUGCCUGCAUGCAAUACAAGAGGAACUUUAUCAGAACGCCGCAGGUUGGCAUUCCCAGUUCAGUGGUAGCUGUAGCCAAUUCUGUGUGCAAUGCCAGGACUGAUGCUACCACUUCUGCAUCCACCACAACCUUUAGCAUUUUGAGUCGAGGUGGAGCAGAGUUGUCUUACUCUUCAUCAACCAGCAGCAGCAGCAGCAGCAGCAGCAGCAGCAGCAGGACUGACAGUUCGACUCCAAAAAAUAGGGCUCCUCCAACGGCGGAACUACAGGAGGGGGGAUCCAGGACCACCUCUCCUAGCACACUCACUCAACCCAGCUCAACCAACACUGCACAGGCCUACUCUGGGAACUUCAUCCAUCUGAAGAAGCACAAGGCGGCGUUGGCUGCCGCACAGUCUAGAGGCUCCAGCAGCAGUGCCUCUGAGAGCGAGUCAGGGAACGUUAAAGCCCUUCGCGGUUCACCCACCUUCAGCCAGGACAACUCGGUGGCCAGCAGCACUGCAAGUAAAGCCAGUCCCCUGCCCAACGGGCAGCCAGCACAGCUGAGCCAGCCCAAUUACCACAAGCUGAAGAAAGCCUGGCUCACUCGCCACUCAGAGGAGGACAGGAACACUAACAAAGCUGAGAAAUCGGGCAGCGCCGUGUCAGAAAUCAUUAAGCCAUGCACCGUUAGCCUAAUCGCAUCUACGUCAAGCGAUGUAGAGAUGAGCAAGGAGAGCAAAGGGCAGGAGGACAAGACGACACAGGAGGACAGAAGGACACGACGAGGUUCCAAGAGAACGUACGAGUCCGGCUCGGACAGCGGGGAUGACUCAGACGCCAGUGACAGUAAGCUGGAACAGCGGGUCAAGCGGCAGCCCAAACCCACCUAUAAGAAAAAACAGAACGACAUGCAAAAGAGGAAGGGUGACAAUGAGAAGGAGGAAGAUGAAGUUAAACCAAAUGGUAUUUUUAGAAGCGCCAGGGAAAAAACCAAGCUCAAACUGGCAAGCAGCAAUGGCAUCCCUCGCUCGGUGCUGAAGGACUGGCGUAAGGUAAAGAAGCUGAAGCAGACGGGCGAGUCUUUUCUCCAGGACGACUCGUGCUCUGAAAUCGGUCCCAACCUCCAGAAGUGUCGGGAGUGCCGUUCGGUUCGCACUAAGAAAGGAGAGGAGCCGGCACACUCGCCCGUCUUCUGUCGCUUCUACUACUUCCGCCGCCUAUCCUACAGCAAGAAUGGAGUGAUUCGGAUAGAUGGCUUCUCCUCCCCUGAUCAGUAUGAUGAGGAGGCUCUGAGCUUGUGGGCUCCAGACAUUUAUGAGGAGAACGAAUUGGACUUGGAGACCUCCAAAUACAUCCUUAGCUACAUAGGAGACAAGUUCUGCCAACUGGUCAUGACUGAGAAUACAGCUGCAACAUGGAUUAAAAAAGAUGCCAAGAUAGCCUGGAAGCGAGCGGUGAGGGGAGUGAGGGAGAGUUGCGACGCAUGUGAAGCCACACUGUUUAACAUUCACUGGGUCUGCCAAAAAUGUGGAUUUGUGGUGUGUUUGGACUGUUACAAGGCAAAGGAAAGGAAAAGCUCCAAAGACAAAGAACUGUACGCCUGGCUGAAGUGCGUCAAAGGACAGCCGCACGAUCACAAACACUUGAUGCCAACACAGAUUAUUCCAGGAACUGUUUUGACAGACCUUGUGAACGCCAUGCACGUAAUCCGGGACAAGUAUGGCAUUAAGUCGCACUGCGCUUGUACUGGGAAACAGAACUCCUUAAUAAACAAACUCCCAUCCACCAAUGGUGUAUCCCAGGUAUUGCAGAAUGUGCUUAACCACAGCAAUAAAAUCUCACUGUGUAAGCCCGAAGGACAGCAGCCGAACCCAACUCAAAAGGUCGAGGCCAACGGAGGCAGCAGUCCCGCCAGCGACACCAGCACCGACAGCAAGCUCACGCCGCCCGAGUCCCAGUCCUCGUUGCACUUUCUCGCCGAAUUGGCCGACCAGAAGUCCAGGGAGGAGAAGAAAGAGAAUAAGGAGGCUCCUUUGGGGAAGCAGCUGAAAGAGGAGAAGGAGCAUGGAGAUGCCCUAGAGGCUCUGCACUGUAAGGCCUCCUCGUUGGUUUCCAACAGCACCGAACAAGGGUCUACGCUCAGAGACCUCCUCACAACCACCGCUGGCAAACUGCGCCUGGGCUCCACCGACGCUGGCAUCGCCUUCGCUCCAGUCUACUCAACUGCAUCUCAGACGGGUAAAAGUGGCCGGACUAUGCCCAACAUCCUGGACGACAUCAUCGCGUCCGUGGUGGAGAACAAGAUCCCGGCGAGUCGUGGUGCUAAACUGAGCCUUAAACACGAACCCAUAGAGGAGCCCAAAAUGGAGAGGAAGAAGCCUGCGGAGGAGACGCCAAAGCUCCACUCAGACAUCCCACACUGCUGGCUGUACGAGCGCAGACUUCUCUGGCUCAAAGACCACCGCAACCCCAACAACUGGAAAGUCUUCAGAGAAUGCUGGAAACAGGGGCAGCCUGUGCUUGUGUCAGGAGUGCAUAAGAAACUCAAUGCCAGCCUCUGGAAAGCUGAGUCUUUCAACCAGGAGUUUGCCGACCACCAGGGAGACCUCUUAAAUUGCAAAGAUGGUGUGGUAUCCAACUCUGGAAUCAAAGAAUUCUGGGACGGCUUUGAAGACCUGACAAAACGGCCCAAAUCUAAAGAUGGAGAUCCAAUGGUUUACAGACUGAAGGACUGGCCAUCAGGGGAAGAGUUCAUGGCCCUCAUGCCCUCUAGAUAUGAUGAUCUAAUGAAGAACCUGCCCCUACCAGAGUACACAGACCCUGAGGGCAACCUCAACCUGGCCUCCCAUCUGCCCUCCUUUUUUGUCCGGCCUGACCUGGGCCCGCGCCUGUGCUGUGCAUAUGGGGUGGCCGCCUCUCAGGAACAGGACUUUGGAACCGCUAACCUUCACACGGAAGUGUCGGACAUAGUCAGCGUGCUCGUUUACGUGGGUGUGGCCAAAGGAAACGGCGUUCUCUCCAAAACAGGAGUGCUGAAAAGGCUCGAAGAGGAAGAUCUGGAUGACAACGUGAAGAAAAGAUUAAAGGACUCUAGCGAGAUUCCAGGAGCCUUGUGGCACAUUUACGUGAGCAAAGACGUUGAGAAAAUUAAAGAGUUUCUGCACAAGGUUGCUAAAGAGCAGGGGGUAGAAGUGCCACCAGAGCACGAUCCGAUUAGGGAGUCAGGCUGGUACCUGAGCCGCAAACUUCGGCAGAGACUACUGGAGGAACACGGCGUGCAGGGCUCCACCAUGGUGCAAUUCCUGGGAGACUCCGUCCUCAUUCCGGCCGGAGCGCUGCACCAGGUCCAAAACCUUCACAGCUGUGUCCAGGUGAUCAACGACUUUGUGUCCCCUGAACACGUGGCGCACUCGUUUCAUCUGACCCAGGAACUGCGGUCGUCCAAAGAGGAAAUCAACUACGAAGAUAAGCUACAGGUCAAGAACAUCUUCUACCACUGCGUGAAGGAUGCUGUCGGAACAUUAAAAAGGUGCUGUGCAGAGGUGAUGGAGGAAGAAGAGGAAAACUCAUGACACUUUCUCCCCCCGUACUGUCAGCGGAGCAGCACGCUUCUGCCCCCCCCACCCCCACCCCCACCCAUCCUUAUCAUUUAACCCCAAAAUAUGCACGCUCAUCCUAUCCUCACCAACCUCCAGUGCCAAGCAGACUUCAAAGAGAAACAAACAAACAAACGAAAAAAAAAAAAAAGGUAUUUAUUUGUUACUGACACCAUACCAGUAUAGUCCAAACCGCAUCAGGAAUACUGUGAUGACCCAAAACUACAUCUGAAGAUAAUCUGCAGUCGGCAACGCUGCUCUUUAAUUCGAGUCUGUUUUUUUUUGUUUUUUGUUUUGUUUCCUUUUUUUAUUUCUUUUUUUUUUUUUUUCCUUUUUGUCUGGCUUUUGUUUUUGUUUUGUUUUCUAUUCUUUCAUACUGUAUAUUGUUUCAGUGAAAUCUAUGUAUUUAUUUUUAGGAGUUCUAUGCUAUGUUAUAGAUCAAAUGUAAAUGUGACUUGUACAGUUUGCUAAAAGAAAAAAAAAAAGGAUUCUAAUAGCGUUCACUACAUUGAGACAGUUACUGUGAGAGAGGAUAUAGACACCAGCUAAUGCCUGUACUUUGGGAAUUGUUGCUGAAUUGCAGUCCUCAUGCCAUAUCUUUUGAAAAUUAACUGCCAAACUAUUGUAAACAUUGUAAAGUUAUAUUAUGUAAAGAAAGACUAAAUGAAUAACACACUUCAACAUUUUAAUAAGAACUAUUCACUGUAAAAUGGAGACAUUUACAAAAGUUGUAAUUUAUUUAAGAAAAUUGUCUUGUUUCUUUCUCCUUUUUUGUUAAAAUUUACUAUGGUGAACUUUUGAAGUUAAAUGAUAAAAAAAAAAUGAAAAACUUACUAUGCUGUGUAAAUAUAUACAUAUAUACAUUCACUGAGGUAUUUUUUUAGAACAUGGCUUGCUUCGAUUUCAAAUUUUAAAAGUGCAAGUGUUACAUGCUUUGUACAUUGAA
This is a messenger RNA of Chanos chanos (milkfish), 8830 nucleotides long. It is a transcript of the gene jmjd1cb, whose product is annotated as jumonji domain containing 1Cb. The record is from RefSeq and is a predicted model, not a curated record. NCBI's taxonomy places the organism in Eukaryota, Metazoa, Chordata, Actinopteri, Gonorynchiformes, Chanidae. Gene Ontology annotation, biological process: regulation of transcription by RNA polymerase II. Gene Ontology annotation, molecular function: chromatin DNA binding; transcription coregulator activity; histone H3K9 demethylase activity. The coding region runs from base 79 to 7860 and encodes 2593 amino acids. Gene Ontology annotation, cellular component: chromatin; histone deacetylase complex. The transcript is spliced from 27 exons.